GGGCGCUGUGGUUCUGUAGAAGGGUUCAUCCGUUCACGUAUUUCAGACACAGAAGAAGACUCUCCGUCGACUGGAGAGAAGUGCUGACAGAAACUACUUACUAAUAAUGUAUAAUUAUUAACACGUGAUUAUUCUUAUUUGUUUUUGUUUCGAGGUCCGCAGAGUGUUUAUGUUUUAACCGAUCGCUCAAAGAUGCAUUAAAAAAUUGUAACGAGUUUAUUUUCCGGGUUUGCAUCGCGCUAAUUAGCAUCUGGCUAAGCGGUGUGGCUGUAGGACAGGCUCACUUGGUCACGUGACAGUCGGGGGGUACUCUACCUGCUGCUGAGACCAGUUCAGUUUACUCCAUCUCGUCCUGUUCCUUCAUGUUUAACAGCCUCCCCGGUGUUUUAGCGCUGUUACACCGCCGCCUGCUCUCCUCCACGUCGAGGACCGUCACCAGAACCUGUCGCUUCCUCGGCGGGAUGGAGGCGGCCGUAGUGAGGUGCAUCCCCGGGGAGCCCAAGUUCACCAUCUCCUUCUGUCUGGACGGCAGCCACAAGCACAUGCUGCGGGACCAGGACGAGCCGCUGGGGAAGGUCCUGGACCGGAUCUCCAAGUCCAUCGCCAAGAACCAGGGAAAGGCGAAAAGGAAAAAGAAACCCCAGCAGGAGGCUCAGCAGCAGGAGCCCACCGUGGUGAAGCUGCUCUUCGGCGGGGACGAGGUGUCUGACGCCGUCCCGAACUCAGAGACGUGGCAGGACGGAGCCGUGCUGCAGGUGGGGAACCUGAAGUACACGGUGCUCAGGAACGCUCCCACGUUCACCACCGCCGAGCUGCCGGGGUCCAUCCUGUCCGGGUUCCCUGUCUGCCCCAAGCUGGAGGUGGAGUUUGGAAACCUGCAGGACUGCGAGUUCACAUGGUUCAAAGAAAACAGGCCAAACUCAAGGUCUGAUGCCACUGAGGAGGCUACAGGUGAGGGCAGUGGUUGGACACAGGUUGGAAGUGGGCGAGUCCACGUCCCGUCCAACCAGGACAUCGGUUGCCGGCUCAAACUGUGCUGCGUACCCAAAGACGGAAGCCGCCGCGGUCUGGCCAAGGAGCUGGUCUCUGUGGGAGAAGUCGAGGCUGGACCCGGGGUGUGCAUGUUUGACAACCGUCACAUGUACACUGUGAAAGAGGCGGAGUGGCCGGCCGUGAGGGUGGUGUCUUACAACAUACUGGCUGACAUCUAUGCCCAGACGGACCUGUCCAAGACAGUGCUGUACCCGUACUGCGCCCCCUACGCCCUGCAACUAGACUACAGGCAGAACCUGAUCAAAAAGGAGCUAAGCGGAUACAACGCCGACAUCAUCUGUCUGCAGGAGGUCGACAACGGGGUGUUCAUGGACAGUUUGACUCCAGCUCUGGACGCCUUCGGUCUGGACGGCGUUUUCAAGGUCAAAGAAAAGCAGCAUGAAGGACUGGCCACGUUCUACCGCAGGUCAAAGUUUCGACUGCUGAGUCGUCAUGACAUCCUGCUGAGUGAGGCGCUGACAUCCGACCCCGUCCACUCUGAGCUGCUGGACAAGGUUUCAGCUAACAGCACCCUGAAGGAAAAGAUCCUGCAGAGGUCCACCACGCUGCAGGCCACCGUGCUCGAGGACCUGAACAAACCAGGCAGGAAGGUCUGCGUGGCCAACACUCACCUGUACUGGCACCCGAAAGGAGGGAACGUUCGCUUGGUCCAGAUGGGUGUGGCUCUGCAGCACCUGAGCCGUGUGAUCCGUGAGGUUGCGCCUGGAGCCCCGCUGAUCUUUUGUGGUGACUUCAACUCCACCCCGAGCUCAGGUGUGUUCCAGCUGCUCAUGGAGGCUGUGGUUCCUCAGCAGCACGAAGACUGGAGCAGCUCGGGUCCAGAGGAGUCCUGCAGCAUGGAGCUGCUCUCUGCCUUCCCCGCUCUGCUGAGCGCCUGCGGUCAGCCGGCGUAUACCAACUACGUGGGAGGGUUUCACGGCUGCCUGGAUUACAUCUUUAUACAGCCAGAUAGCAUGCAGGUGGAGCAGGUAAUUCCUUUGCCCAGCCACCAGGAGGUCACCACCUACGAGGCUCUGCCCAGCGUGGCUCACCCCUCCGACCACAUCGCCUUGGUCUGUGACCUCCGCUGGAACCCCUGACCUCUGACCUUUGUUUUCCUUCCAAGUUUACUGGAGAAGAACAGAGAAAUAAUCUCACACCGCAUGAGAACUGUCUUAAACUACAUCAUGAUGAAAAUGUUGUGAUUGAGUUGCAUUAUUUACUGUCCUGAUUAUUGAAAGGUCAUGUUCAUCACUGAUAUUCAGUGUUGGGUGAAAAAAAGACGUAAUUGACAGAACAUAGGUUAUUUCUUUAAAAAGGACUUGAUUACUUUGGUGAAAACUGGCAUCACUACGUCAUACUGGUUUGAUAAUUGUCCUGAGCUGCAUAUUAACUCCUGUGGUUUCUUUCACUGGAAAAGCUCUGUGACAUGACUAAUAAGCAAAUUAACUUUUUAAUAUGAUUAUAUUUAUUAUCAUUGCCAUUAUUGUUGUUGUCAUUAUUUAUGACAGAUGUGUUGCUCUUGGUGCCUUUAAGAUUGUUUUAAAUAAAGUUUCGGACCACA
Messenger RNA from Mugil cephalus (flathead mullet), 2596 nucleotides. RefSeq names its product phosphodiesterase 12 (gene pde12). Gene Ontology annotation, cellular component: mitochondrion. Gene Ontology annotation, biological process: nuclear-transcribed mRNA catabolic process, deadenylation-dependent decay. Lineage: Eukaryota; Metazoa; Chordata; Actinopteri; Mugiliformes; Mugilidae. The transcript has 8 exons. The record is from RefSeq and is a predicted model, not a curated record. Gene Ontology annotation, molecular function: 3'-5'-RNA exonuclease activity. Bases 363 to 2132 code for a protein of 589 amino acids.